This is a messenger RNA of Cebus imitator (Panamanian white-faced capuchin), 1400 nucleotides long. RefSeq names its product F-box protein 17 (gene FBXO17). Bases 225 to 1067 code for a protein of 280 amino acids. Gene Ontology annotation, biological process: glycoprotein catabolic process; SCF-dependent proteasomal ubiquitin-dependent protein catabolic process. The transcript is spliced from 6 exons. The record is from RefSeq and is a predicted model, not a curated record. Lineage: Eukaryota; Metazoa; Chordata; Mammalia; Primates; Cebidae. Gene Ontology annotation, cellular component: SCF ubiquitin ligase complex; cytoplasm. Gene Ontology annotation, molecular function: ubiquitin protein ligase activity; protein binding.
CCCCGCCCCCGCCCGCGGGAUCUCAGAGUCGCCGCCCCCGGCGCCGGGCUGCAGCCGCCACGCCCCAGGAGAGGACCGACCGCUCAGACCGCCUGUCCCGGGGCUCCCUGGGCCACGCCAAUCCCGGGGAGCCCCCCGACUGCCUCCCAGAGCAAAGUGGGGAAGAGAAGCUUAGCCCGCCGCUGCCGCCUCCGAGCAGGCCGCCAGGACGCCAACUGCUGGAGAUGGGCGCCCGGCCCUCGCGGCGGCAGCCACGGCUGCCAGCGGACCCGCCCCUGGCCCUGGACGCGCUGCCCCCGGAGCUGCUGGUGCAGGUGCUGAGCCACGUGCCGCCACGCGCCUUGGUUACGCGAUGCCGCCCAGUGUGCCGCGCCUGGCGCGACGUGGUGGACGGGCCCACAGUGUGGCUGCUGCAGCUGGCCCGCGACCGCAGCGCGGAGGGCCGCGCACUCUAUGCAGUGGUCCAGCGCUGCCUACCCAGCAACGAGGACGAGGAGGAGUUCCCGCUGUGCGCCCUGGCGCGCUACUGCGUGCGCGCGCCCUUCGGCCGCAACCUCAUCUUCAACUCCUGCGGAGAGCAGGGCUUCAGAGGCUGGGAGGUGGAGCACGGCGGGAACGGCUGGGCCAUAGAAAAGAACCUCACACUGGUGCCUGGGGCUCCUUCGCAGACCUGCUUCGUGACCUCUUUCGAAUGGUGCUUCAAGAGGCAGCUUGUGGACUUGGUGAUGGAGGGGGUGUGGCAGGAGCUGCUGGACAGUGCCCAGAUUGAGAUCUGUGUGGCUGACUGGUGGGGCGCCCGAGAGAACUGCGGCUGCGUCUAUCGGCUCCGAGUCCGCCUUCUGGACGUGUACGAAAACGAAGUGGUCAAGUUCUCAGCCUCACCCAACCCAGUCCUUCAGUGGACUGAGAGGGGCUGCCGACAGGUCUCCCACGUCUUCACCAACUUUGGCAAGGGCAUCCGAUACGUAUCUUUUGAGCAGUACGGGAGAGACACGCGUUCCUGGGUGGGGCACUAUGGUGCUCUCGUGACCCACUCCAGUGUGAGGGUGAGGAUCCGUCUGUCCUAGUGACUGGACUACUGUCUGCUGGACGUCAUCAGUCAAGACCAGUCUUGCAGCUGGGUGCGGUGACUCACGCCUGUGGAAUUCCAGCAGUUCAGGAGGCCGAGGUGGGAGGAUCACUGGAGCCCAGGAGUUCAAGACCAGCCCGGGCAACAUAGUGAGACCCUGUCUCCACAAAUAAUUUUUAAAAAAUCAGCCAGGCAUGGUGGUGUCACCUGUCAUCCCAGCUACUUGGGAGGCUUGGGUGGGUGGAUUGCCUAAGUCCAGGAGAUCAAGGCUGCAGUGAGCUGUGAUUUCACCACUGCACUCCAGCCUGGGCAAGAGAGUAAGACCCUAUAU